AUGGCGAAUACACGCACUAGCAACAUGUCUUGUUUGAACUUGAUCUACCGACCAACAUCCACGCCUUCUCCAUCUUUAUCCGACAACGAAGAGAUUCGUGCUAUCGAGAGCAAGAGAUUUCAAAGCAACGAUAACAACCUUCUGGCAUUGUCUUUCUUGCCCAAGAUGGACGAGACAAGGCGUACUUCGUACUACAAUGAAGACGUUGCGUUUUCACAUGAGACUGUUGGUUUGUCGAAUACCGUGUUUGAUGCUAUUUCUUCUAGUCGUGUCGACGUCAUUCACCAGACGAAUGAUGAUCCAGUGAACGGCACACCUGCACACUGUUUCAAGCUAGACCGCUAUGAAGCGCUUACCGAGUUCCUAACGUACGCUAAACACGAGCAAGGCAAACAAGUAGCAGCGUCCAAUUUGAAUUGUCCACAGCAUGCAAACGUUUCGGCAACUCGAGUGAGGCAGACUCAGGAGCGUUGUCACAACGAUUCCAAUGCUUCACAGGUAUUUCGUGUGCAGCAACGUGUAGCAAGAGACAAGAAGCAGGAAGUGCCGGAGAAUGACUUUGACGAAAACUCAUGCAGUCCAUGUGAUGUCCAAGAGGAGGAUAAUGAGCGUGCCAUAUGCAGUGGCCACGCCGAAGUGGAUGGAUCCCAGUAUGACGAAUGCAGUUAUGAGGCUGAGCUGUGUGACAGAUUGGGACAAGUUGCGAUUGAUUUCGACGUUGACGAGGAUCGAGACGAUCGUAUCGUAUACAGAAAUGCUGAAGAAAUGGCUCAAGAGCUAUUGAACCAAGAUGAAGAUGAUGCUAGAAAUGAUGUGGAUGACUGGAAUACGAGGCUGCACGGUAAUGCUACGACGAUGGAGGAGCUGGAGGAGCGGGUGAAACAGGCAAAGCUGAGUACUUCGUCAACAUCAAGAACCCGUUUGCGUGUGCACCCGAUCUUGACGACGGGUCAUAGGACUGUCAAGGGUGUCUGCGUUCCCCAGCUUCCGCGCGGGAGGAGGGAUGAAAGAAAUAGUUGCAGUGGCUUGGACACCGCUAUGACAUCGAGAUGCAGCAACAGUCACGCAAAGACUGUAGAAAGAAGCUUGCGCCACAAGUUUCAAUUCUCGGAACAAGAGUUGCUACAGCUUUUGGAAGAUGAAGAGGCUAAUGGAGAUGCGACGACAUUCACUCCAGCAGUGCUUGACACUUACCCGAAAUUGAGUACAAACUCGACAAGUACAGAUGCAGUGCCACUACGACGAAAAUCAUUCUCGACGACCGGAAGCCCGACAAAGAGCAUUGGUGGAGUCGGUUUAUUGCAUGUUGCAUGUAUUGCCACACGUGAGGUGACGAGAGCAUUAGCUUUACCAAAGGUUACAAAGUCCACGGAGCAACUGUGGACAGGACGUCGUAAGUCCACAAGCGCAUGCCACAUCACUGCUUCUGGCAUGUCACCACGCAAUAGUCGGAAUAUUUCUGCUGCAAAGCAACAGAUUGUCGCGUUUAACAGUAAGAAGAGAAUAACGAGUAAGACGUUACCGGUGUCACCGUGGUCGCCAUCCGUAUCGUCACCACCUCCUCCUCACGUGUCGACGAUACAAGCACAAAUGGUACUACAUGUCCGUGAGAGUAUGCGUGAUGGUAUCCCAGAGCUUGUGAUUGAUAAACCGCCUGUUCCGAUUGCGACGUGGAACAAUGGAUGCAUGUACGAUCCUUUCAUGAAUAUGGCCAAGUACAUGAAGCUUGGACCAGCACAACACGGCAUGAUGCUGAAACAACUGCGCUACAUCAAGUUAAUGAUGCACGAAAUGCCAUGGGCUAAAGCACAUUUACGUGCACUUCUAUCCAAGUAUACAUCAAAGGAAAUAUCCAAAGAAGAACUGUACCCGCAGCUGAACAUCCUCGGUCAGCAAGUGCAGAGCGAUGUCAGUUCACGCGCUCGACAGCUUCGUGCACUUACAACCCAGAAGCAGCGACUCACGGUCACGUUAAAACUAGCAACGGGUGUUGUGAACAAUACAACGUUUCGAAAAUAUGGUCGCCGUGGUCAACCCCAUGUAUCACGUCUGCUGUACAACCCGAAAUUUCCACUUCAACUGCGCUGGAGACGCAAACACGGUGAAUGGAGUGCUGAGUAUCUUGCUCUCGAUGAAAUCCAAGUUGUUGAGGUAUCGGACAGCUUCAACUUGAUCAAAAGUCGUGUUGGUGGUUCAUUUAAUGGUCGUGGCAUCAAAAAGUCUGCAGCUACGCUCGAUCCAGACGUUUGUUUAUCUUUCGUGACAUUUUCUCGCUCACUUGAUCUACAGAUUGCCAAUUCAUUGCAACGGGAAUGGCUAGCAAACGCCGUACGUGAUCUUGUAUCGUUUGCACAGGAACAUAAAGCUACAAAAGCGAAUUAG
Molecule: messenger RNA, 2382 nt
Organism: Peronospora belbahrii
Lineage: Eukaryota; Oomycota; Peronosporomycetes; Peronosporales; Peronosporaceae
Source: the annotation of a GenBank genome assembly